AUGGAUGAUAUACCUAGCUAUGUUAAGCUUCCCGAACCCGUACACAUAAUGUCCAAUAACAGCAAGUUCAUUGGUCUGACAGUUAUGGGGCUUGAUAACAUAGAAGAUCUGGUUAGGAGAGGGUACCUUAAUCAGUUUAAGCAGCACGCUGAUCUUCCAAGAAGAAGGGAUGAAGAUAGAAUAGGGCGUGAUCGCAGAGGAGGUCACAGGGGUCCCGCUGAAGACAGGGACAGAGACAGUAAGCCAGAAGGCAGAGUGUAUGUGAUCAAUGGAGGACCAGUGCACGGGGAAACAAUGAACAAGGCACGAGCAGACCUGCGGGCAAUGAUACAUCAGAUAAAUUACAAUAAGAAGCGUAGAUGGCCACCACUUCCUCCGCAGCCGCGAGCUACAUUUGUUGAAUACGAUCAAGAAGGCAUAGUCUAUCCUCAUGAUGACCCGCUGGUGGUGACAAUGAGAAUAGCAAAUUGGGAGGUGGAUCGAAUAUUGAUAGAUGGGGGCAGCUCAACCAACAUCAUAUACAUCAGCGCGUUCAAAGAGUUGAAGUUAGACAGGAAAGAUCUAAAAAGGGUGAGUUAUGAAGUCACCGAGUUCAACAGAUCCGGAUUGACCCCGAAAGGCAUAAUUGAGCUCUCAGUUUGA
Molecule: messenger RNA, 642 nt
Organism: Chenopodium quinoa (quinoa)
Lineage: Eukaryota; Viridiplantae; Streptophyta; Magnoliopsida; Caryophyllales; Amaranthaceae
Exons: 2
Coding region: 1-642 (213 amino acids)
Source: RefSeq, a predicted model, not a curated record